This is a messenger RNA of Coffea eugenioides, 1870 nucleotides long. RefSeq names its product protein DMR6-LIKE OXYGENASE 2-like. The record is from RefSeq and is a predicted model, not a curated record. The transcript is spliced from 5 exons. Lineage: Eukaryota; Viridiplantae; Streptophyta; Magnoliopsida; Gentianales; Rubiaceae. The coding region runs from base 256 to 1668 and encodes 470 amino acids.
UAAAACUUUCUUGUUGAGCUACCUACUUAAGGAUUUGAAGACACCAAAAAAAAAAGGGUGAAAAAGAUAAAAAGCACAAAGAUCAGGGGUCUCGUUGCCCUCGGCGUCAAUUAAAAAGACCAACCACUACCAAACAAUCAUGUACUAGACUGCUAGUAGUCUUAACAAAUCCAUUCCCAAUUCAUCAGUUUCCACUCAGAGAAAUUUCCCAGGCACCUCAUCGUUAAUUGUUGCCCUCCCAACUGAAGCUAUGCUAUGACCUCAUCAGUGGCGCCACUGCUUCAACCCCGAGAUAAUUUCUCAAGCGUUAAACUACUAGCAGAAUCACCAGGCCUCGAUUCCAUCCCUUCUAGUUAUGCUUACUUCAACACCCACCCCCAUGAGUCUAUUGCUUCAGACCCUCAAGUUUCAAUCCCCGUCAUCGAUUUUUCACUCCUUAGCUCCAACAAUCCUGAUCAGCGUCUUCAAGCUAUCCGUGACCUUGGAAGAGCAUGCCAAGAUUGGGGCUUCUUCAUGCGCGUGCAGGUGGUGAAUCAUGGCAUACCAGAAAGUCUGAUGAAUGCCAUAUUUGAUGUUACCAACGAGUUUUUCAACUUGGCGGAGGAGGAAAAGAUGGGAUAUGAAACUAAGCAUGUGUUGGAUCCCAUCAGGUAUGGCACCAGCUUCAAUGCUUCCAAAGAGCAAAUCUUCUUGUGGAGGGACUUCCUCAAGGUCUUCGUCCAUCCUGACUUUCAUUGUCCUCGUAGCCCCAGAGUUUUCAGUGAACUUUUGGAGGAAUACGCCAAGAGAACUCGAGGAGUCGCGAGGGAAUUGCUUGGAGGAAUAUCACAAAGCCUUGGUCUAGAAGAAGGAUACAUAGCAAAAUUACUGGAUUUCGAUUCAGGUGUGCAGAUAUAUGUAGCAAAUUACUAUCCGCCGUGUCCUCAGCCUGAGCUAGCAAUGGGCAUAGCCCCGCACUCGGAUCAUGGUCUCCUCACCCUUCUCCUACAAAAUGGAGUGGGAGGGCUGCAAAUCCAACACAAUGGGACAUGGGUUAAUGUCAAUGCGCUUCCAAACUCUUUUCUGGUCAAUACCGGUGACCAGCUUGAGAUAGUGAGCAACGGGAAAUACAAGAGUAUUUUGCACAGAGCAGUGGUGAAUAACAAAAUGAAAAGAAUUUCCAUAGCCAUGGUUAAUGGUCCAUCAUUCGACGCAUGUGUUGCCCCGGCCUCUCCCCUGCUGACCGGCGGUCAUGGUAAUCAAAUUCCAGGUUUGUACGCUCCAAUGAAGUACAGGGAGUAUCUGGAGAUGCAACAAGGCAAUAAACUUGAUGGGAAAUCCUGCUUGGAUCGAGUCAAGGCAAUUACAAGAGAGGCAAGAGAAUUUGAGCUUGGACAAUCAAGAUACUAUGCAACGCUGGUAUCAAACGCAUUUUUGUGGCAAUUCUUCCUCUUGGGGGCCAUUGGAGUCACUUUUCUUGUCUCAGCAUUGCUCUCUGGUAUCGUAAUUGCUACUCUGCUGCCGGUGACAGAGUCCUUAGCGGUAUUGUUCUUCCAUGAAAGAUUCCCAGUUGAAAAAGGAAUUUCUCUUGCUUUGUCUCUUUGGGGUUUCCUCUCUUACUUCUACGGCGAACUCCAAGAGAUCAAGAAAAAGAAGAAGGAAGUAGAAUUAGGGUCCGUUUGUACUUGAAUCAUUGGCGUUAUUAGUGGCAUACCAUACAUGUUUUAGUUGGUGUUUGUGAAUAGGAAGCCUGUGGCUUCUACUCCAGGAAGGGCUGCUUUGAAGGUUAUCUGCUUGAAUUGGGACAUUGUAGCUGUCUUUUGUGCUUACAAUGAAAAAUGAAGAAAUUCAAGCUUCUGUACAAUCACACAAAUAUUUGUUUUUUAUCUAA